AUGUCUAAUGAUAAUGGUGGGCAUGCAGUACCGCAGUUGACUAAUAAUCAGUCAUCAGCCACUGCAACUCUUCCUCAGUAUUCUGUCCCAGCGGCUCAAGUAGCGGGUGCAUCUAAAUAUACGCAGUUAUUAAAUAUAAUCGAAGAGUUGGGUAAAGAUAUUCGGCCAUCGUACACAAACAAUAAAUUAUCUCCACUCGUUUUUGAUCAAAGACCUUCUUCGCUCGAACUUAUUGAUAAAGAAUCUUUGUUAUCUAUUGUUGGUACUUAUCAGCUGCAAAGCGGUGAAUAUUCUGGUAGCAUAUACAAGUUACAUGGUAAUAAAUUAAUCAACGUCAUCUCUUUAAAUGGGGGUGUUUUUCGCUUUGUUCGCUUACUCGAUGGGCGUAUUGUUGCUGCUUUAACUACGGGAUCUAUUAAUAUAAUCAAUGAUAGUUUGAAUGAUGUGAAAACUAUACCAAUAAUUGAAAAAGUGACACUGCUAUCAGUUUCCAUUUGUGGUAAUUCCGUACUUUGCUCUGAUGCUUGUGGAACAAUACAUACAGUUGAUUUAGAAACAGAAAAUGUACAUUCAUUUUUGGCACAUGUUUCACCGUAUACAAAAAAUCCUUGUGAAGUCUGGACGACUUUAUGGCUCGAUUCCAACCGCAUUUUAUCAGGUGGCGAAGACAAUACAUUCAAAUUAUGGGAUUUGCGAUCAAGUUAUAACCGACCAACUAGUAUUAACAAAAUGCAUAAUUGUGGUGUAAUUUCUUUAUUUAAAGAAAAUUUGGAGAGCAUUAUUAGUGGCUCUUACGAUGACUACUUGCGCCGUAUCGACCUUCGAAACUUUGAUUCUGCAGUGUGCGAGAGACAGAUGAACGGUAGUCCAUGGAGCAUACGUACUGUUGACGAACGUUCAUAUAUUCUUUCGUGCAUGUAUGGUGGAUGGGCAAUAGUGAAGAAAGAAAACUUCGAUAUUAUCCAUGAAAACAAAGCUCUCGGUGAGGCGUUGUUGUAUGAUGCAGAUUUUUCAUCACACGCCUCUUUAGUGAUUUCUUGUACAUUUAACAAUUAUGCAGUGAAUUUUGAUGUUUGUAAGUUUUUAGGCUAGCC
Molecule: messenger RNA, 1094 nt
Organism: Thelazia callipaeda (thelaziosis nematode)
Lineage: Eukaryota; Metazoa; Nematoda; Chromadorea; Rhabditida; Thelaziidae
Source: the annotation of a GenBank genome assembly